AACAGCCCAGUUGUGAAGUACUGAACUUCCAUCAGCCCAACAAAAUGGAUAAAUUUCUGGUGAUUACAUUAGCUCUGAUUAUAGCUUGUGCAUCAGCAUAUCCGGCCAUCCAACCUGAUGGAGCAGAUGGAGAAGAUAGAAAUGUAAGAGUGAUUAGAUCGCCUGAUCCAGAUCCCCACCACCACCAUCAUCAUCAUCAUCACGGAGAAUACGAUGAUUACGGUGAUGGUUACGAUGGUCACCACCACCAUGACCACUAUGGCGGCCAUGAUCACUAUGGCGGCCAUGGCCACUAUGGCGGCCAUGACCACUAUGGCGGCCAUGGUGGUUAUGGCGGAUAUCAUCAGGGCUACCCUGGACAAUAUGGAGCACAAUAUGGUUAUGGGAACCAGGGCUAUGGAGGAUACAAUGGACAUCCUCAGAAUAAUGGAAACUCUCAGUCUGCUGCCAAUGCAAACUCCGGUUCUUUCAACACUCCGUUCGGCAGUGCGUCGUUCGCCAGCGCUAACGCUAACGCUGGGUAUGGCAAUGGAGGAUACUUCGGAUAAUGUCUUGUCUGAUUGAUGAUCAAAUUUUGAACUCGUCAGCAUUUACCAACUUGAUGGAAUCUAGCAAAAUCGUCCACUUUCACAAUGAAAAUGGGCAAUCGCAGAAUGCUCAAGGAACUUUGGAUCCAAUGUAAAUUACUGUUAAUUUAUUUACUUUAAUAAAAAAAAAUGAAACGGAUAAUUUUUUACAAAUCAAAUAUUGUCCCUCGCUCAUCGAUAAGUGCUUCGAGAACUAUUUUCGAAAUGAGUCCCUUUUUGAUCAUUAAUUAUUUUUAGAUGAAAUUAAAACAUAAAUAAUCAACAAUAGAACUAUGAAAAUUCAGAGGAACUCCCAUGUGACGAUCCAAGCUAUAUCGACUGUCAAGCUUCAUGAACACAAAAUUGGAUAAUUGACAACAAAUGAGUUGUCGGACAUCAGUUAAAUUGUUUGCUAAAUUAUCAAAAAAUCAAUACACAAUAGUUUUAACGAUGGAUUCGAAUAUAUGAAUACUAAUUUGAUUGAGAAAACCCCAGUAGAAUGCAGUAGAACCCCGUUAUAAGAGCGCGCCAGGGGGUGUAGGAGUAGCCGAAUCGGCGAAAGCGCUUAUAUUUCGUUACCCCCACCAUGCGCUCAGUGGCAACCUCAGUUCUCGGAACUCCCAGCGAAAAUAGAGGAAUAAGAAAUAAACACUUUGAGUAUUUUUCAAGUUUUAUAUAUAGAUAUUUUCGCUAAAUAAUUUUUUUAUUAUUUACUGAAUUUUUAACAAUGUUCUUUUUCAUGAACAUGAAUAUAAAUUUGUUCACCAACUUGAAAACAACUUUUUUCGUGCUAUAAAA
Messenger RNA from Diachasma alloeum, 1364 nucleotides. RefSeq names its product keratin-associated protein 19-2. The record is from RefSeq and is a predicted model, not a curated record. The transcript is spliced from 3 exons. The coding region runs from base 45 to 548 and encodes 167 amino acids. Lineage: Eukaryota; Metazoa; Arthropoda; Insecta; Hymenoptera; Braconidae.